ACGCCCCUGCAGUACUUGCGAUAGUAGGCGGAGUCGACCCCGGAAGUACUCGGGGAGGUACCGGUGUUUCCGGCGUCCUUUACAUGGCCGCUACCACUUGGGCUCACACCAUCUAGAAAAUCUAAGGGAGCCAUGGUGCUGCUCACGGCGCCGCUAAGGGUACGCGCCCGCCUCACCGACCGCUUCUGGCGGACCCAGGACUUGCUGCAGUACGCCCGGCACUUUCGGGGAAGGAAGAAUCGCUGCUACAGGUUGGCCGUCAGGGCUGUGACUAGAGCGUUCGUGAAAUGUACCAAUGCCCGGAGGCUGAAGAAGAAGAACAUGAGAACACUUUGGAUUAAUCGAAUUACAGCCGCUUCCCAAGAACAUGGUUUGAAGUAUCCAUCAUUUAUUAGCAAUUUAGUCAAGUGUCAAGUGGAACUCAACAGGAAAGUCCUUGCUGACCUGGCUAUUUAUGAACCCAAGACUUUUAAAUCUUUGGCUGCUUUGGCAAAGAGGAGGAGAGAAGAAGGUUUCGCAGCUGCUCUGGGGGAUGAGAAGGAGCCGGCGGGGAUCUUUUCCCGGGUGGUGCACUAUCAGUGAAGGUGAAGCCUUCACCAUGGCCUCAAGGGCACUUUACACAAGGAGAGACUUGGAUUAACUAUCAGUUACCCCAAUUACAAAGUUGAUCGUUUUCCGAGGUUCCACAAGUUGUCCAAAUUUGUUCGUAAUCAUGUCUUUUCACAUUUCAGGAGCACAAAAAAGAGGAAAGGUAGCUGGGCUUUUAAUAGGGUGGAGGGAUGGGAGGGCCCUUUGCCCCCUGGUCACCCUAAGGAAUUCAUUCAGUAUGUUUUCUGUUGAACAAGGAAUAAACUUUAAAAACUUAUCCUCGAAGAGAUGAUAAAAUAAAGUUUUUAUACCACGGUUAA
Molecule: messenger RNA, 908 nt
Organism: Monodelphis domestica (gray short-tailed opossum)
Lineage: Eukaryota; Metazoa; Chordata; Mammalia; Didelphimorphia; Didelphidae
Gene: MRPL20
Product: mitochondrial ribosomal protein L20
Biological process (GO): translation
Cellular component (GO): ribosome
Molecular function (GO): rRNA binding; structural constituent of ribosome
Source: RefSeq, a predicted model, not a curated record